AUGACGGUGGACACGACCGCCGUGCGGAGACGCGGGAGCUUCGCGGACACAGAACCGGCCAACGUGAAAUCUGGGAGCUUGAUCUUCGGCGAGGACGUGGGACCGCGAAGCCCCUGCAGGAGGGAGCGCGGUCACGCUCCCUCAUGGGACGACUUCAACCUGGAGGACGCCCUGGGCGGUGGGGGAAGCUGGGGCCCCGGGGCCCCUCCGGGUCUGCAGUGGUUUGCAUCCCCGCCCCCCCGAACCGAGGGGCCGUGCGGGGUGACGCUGUCUGCUCCCCCCCUAGGUGGCUUCUCAGAUUCUGACCUCUUCGACGGGACAGCGGAUGGAGGAGGCGGUGGCCACGGCGGCCGUGCUGGCCCCGAGGGACAUGACAACACGCAGAAUGGCGGGGCGCCCCAAGCCGACUCCCCCGGGGUGCUGUCGGGCAUCAUCGGGAGCGUGGUGGUGGCCGUGGUCGGCGCCGUGUCCAGCUUCAUCGCCUACCAGAAGAAGAAGCUGUGCUUCAAGCAGUCUGCUGACCAGAGUGAGAUGAACAUGGAGAACCACAGCAGCAAGGCCGAGCCCCCCGUUCAGCAGACGCUUCUGGAGAAGUAGGACGAGGGCAGCAGAGAGAGCCCCCGGGUCCAGAGUGGGGACCCCCCC
Molecule: messenger RNA, 645 nt
Organism: Condylura cristata (star-nosed mole)
Lineage: Eukaryota; Metazoa; Chordata; Mammalia; Eulipotyphla; Talpidae
Product: CD99 antigen-like
Exons: 7
Coding region: 1-597 (198 amino acids)
Biological process (GO): positive regulation of neutrophil extravasation; homotypic cell-cell adhesion; T cell extravasation
Source: RefSeq, a predicted model, not a curated record